AGCAUUUGCGUGUGCUAAUUCGCUGCCACCUGAUUCUUUGCAGGUCGAAGCGGCCACUGGGAACGGUACACUACUAGUUAUUCAGCAGCCUACUACGGUCCUUGUUCGUUCCAAGCAAGGCACUCAGGAAGAGCAACUCACUAGACAGUACUUCCAGUCGCUGCUGGCGUACUUCCGAAGAAGCUUUAAAACUGACGUCUUGAAAUUAGAGAAGCGGUGUCUCAACUGCCGGUCAUGCAACGGAUUGAAUGGCUUUCCCUUUUACGCACGGCAUUUGGAGACGACAGUAUCAGUAAGUCGACUCCAGUGGUACUUGGUGCGCCGGAGUAUGUGUUUGGACUCGCCGUCGAAGACGCUUUGCCAUCGUCUCGAGAAUUGGUUCACUACAUGCUCUUUCGCCUUGCACUUCUUCUGCUACCAUUGAAUUCUGACAGCCGCGUAAGGGAUAGCUUUGGUUCCAUUGGUUAUGCGAGCUUUCCAGAACUUCACCGCCCUCUUCGUCAAACAAAGGCUUGCCUUAGAAUUCUCGACCGUUUUGAACCCAAUAUACCUCUAUAUUUAUCACGGGGCUUCUCGGAGAGCGUCCUUGGUGGUCGAAAGUUCAUCCUGUGGCUUCUAGCUCGGCUUCGGGACGUCUUCCGCGAUCACGUACUCGGAAUUCACUCGUUCAGUAACACCCUCCGAGGCCGCCUCGUUACGGGACUCGACGCAAUCGAAUGGGAGCCACUGUUCCCGACCACGCUUUUGAACGACUCAGUACGAGUCCAGUACGCUCGCGAGGCCUACCAGAAUAGCAGCGUGUCUGCGUCCUCCACUAUGCAUCAGUGGCUAACAAGCUCGUCGCAACGCAGGCUUCCGUGGACGUGGCGGGGUGGCUUUCUGAGUAGCGAACCCAAGCUGUCUUAUCCAUACCAGAGACUAGAAAUACCGCCGGCCACGUUCAGCCUGAAUGUCUACAACGACACGACGACCGGGGCCCUUCAAAUCGCCAGGAUCGGGCCCCGGAUCUAUGGCCGUCUCUUCGAUGUGCUGCAUUCGUGGACGCUUGCGUUCGACCAGGGACGUAGACACCAGCGCAAGUUUGUAAGAAGUUUCGCCAGCGCGCGCAGCUGCCUCGCGCAGGACUACGACCACAUGUCCUGGCUACGCAAAACCCCGGGCCCUAGGAAUGGGAGCUGGCCACUGCAGGACCUGUGGGACGGGCUGGCCGUACCGCUAGCGUACGAGGCUUUCAUCUUUUACUUGCGCAAGACAGACACAUCGCUGCGCAUGGGCGCCAACAAAAAGGACGUACUGGACGCGCCACGGCUCUUCUUUGUGUACUACGCUUCCAGCCUCUGUGAGAACUUCACACCCAGGCUGAUGCGUUGGAACGCUGCCAACGGGCUCAAGAGCCCAGCCUGGUUCCGCGUCAACGGGCCUCUGCGCAACACGCCGCAGUUUGCCGAAGCUUUCCGCUGCAGACCGAAGUCUUUUAUGAACCCUGCACGAAAGUGUCUUAAAACUGGCCUGAACUAGCAUGUGCCCUGCGCCGCGCUGCAAUCCCACGCAUGACUCCUAUUGGUACUCUUGAAUACCAAUGCAACUAU
Messenger RNA from Rhipicephalus sanguineus (brown dog tick), 1589 nucleotides. Its product is annotated as neprilysin-like. Gene Ontology annotation, molecular function: metalloendopeptidase activity. The record is from RefSeq and is a predicted model, not a curated record. Gene Ontology annotation, cellular component: plasma membrane. NCBI's taxonomy places the organism in Eukaryota, Metazoa, Arthropoda, Arachnida, Ixodida, Ixodidae. The transcript has 2 exons. Gene Ontology annotation, biological process: protein processing. The coding region runs from base 235 to 1518 and encodes 427 amino acids.